AUGUGGAUUAUCAACUGGUUCUACGAUGUCCUCGCAUCCUUAGGUCUGCUAAACAAGCAUGCCAAACUCCUGUUCCUGGGUCUUGACAAUGCGGGCAAGACCACGCUAUUGCACAUGCUGAAGAACGACCGUGUGGCAAUCCUCCAACCCACCCUCCAUCCUACCUCCGAGGAACUCGCCAUUGGCAACAACCGCUUCACAACCUUUGAUCUUGGUGGUCAUCAGCAAGCACGCCGCCUCUGGCGUGAUUACUUCCCUGAAGUCAGCGGCAUUGUCUUCCUUGUUGAUGCCAAAGACCACGAGCGCCUGCCCGAAUCCAAAGCCGAGCUCGAUGCUCUGCUCGCCAUGGAGGACCUCGGCAAGACCCCUUUCCUGAUCCUCGGCAAUAAGAUCGACCACCCAGACGCUGUGUCUGAAGAUGAACUGCGACAUCAGCUGGGGCUGUAUCAGACAACGGGCAAGGGCAAGGUGCCACUUGAGGGUAUCCGGCCAAUUGAGGUCUUCAUGUGCUCGGUUGUGAUGAGACAGGGUUAUGGUGAGGGCAUCCGGUGGCUGGCACAGUAUGUUUAA
Molecule: messenger RNA, 570 nt
Organism: Cyphellophora europaea CBS 101466
Lineage: Eukaryota; Fungi; Ascomycota; Eurotiomycetes; Chaetothyriales; Cyphellophoraceae
Product: small COPII coat GTPase sar1
Exons: 5
Coding region: 1-570 (189 amino acids)
Biological process (GO): membrane organization; endoplasmic reticulum to Golgi vesicle-mediated transport; vesicle organization
Cellular component (GO): COPII vesicle coat; endoplasmic reticulum exit site
Molecular function (GO): GTP binding; GTPase activity
Source: RefSeq, a predicted model, not a curated record